AUGAAGGUCCAAUUACUUGCCCUCGGGGCUGCCCUUGGAGCACAUCUGGCUGUCGCUGAGACACCAGAUGUCGAGACGCAAGGUUUCCCGGGUUUUCCAGAUUUUCCAGAUUUCCCAAAGUUCCCUUUCCCGGGCGAUUGGUAUAAUAGAUUCCGCCAGGUUUCCCCUGAAAAAUUGAUGUGGUUUAUUCGCGAAAGGGAUCUGAAGGCAGGAGCCAAAAAGUUAGAAUCUCUUGCAUACGCUUCUCCUGGACGGAACCGGGUUUUCGGCACUGAGGGCCAUGAGGCUACCAUUGAUUACCUCGUGAAAGAGCUUAAGCGGACCCGUUACUAUGACGUGAGCAAGCAGGAGCAAGUUCACCUGUGGAGCAAGUCCGAAGCCACAUUGAAAGUCAAUGGCGAGAACAAGGAGGUUCUUCCUAUGACAUACAGCCCGUCAGGGGACGCGAAGGCGGAGCUUGUCCUUGUGAAUAACCUCGGAUGUGUUCCUGCAGAUUUCCCACCAGAAGUGAAUGGCAAAAUCGCGCUGAUCCUUCGGACCCUAGGUGCUCCCUCUAACCCCGCAGGCCCUUAUCCCCCGACCGUCGGUGUUUCCAAGGAAAUCGGAGACGACCUCGCCGCGCGCUUGGGAUCGGGGACUUUGAUGGGUGAACUGUUUGCUAACUCACAGUUUGAGAACCGCACGACAUAUAACGUCAUUGCAACCUCGAAGGGUGGAGAUAAAAACAACAUCAUCGCGAUUGGAGGACACUCCGACUCCGUUGAGGCUGGCCCCGGCAUCAACGACAAUGGCUCCGGCAUCAUCGGCAACCUCGCCAUCGCCAAGGCCCUCGCACGAUUCAAGGUCCCCAACGCCGUCCGCUUCCUCUUCUGGACCGCAGAAGAAUACGGCCUCCUCGGCUCGCAAUACUACGUCGACAACCUCAGCCCCGAAGAACGCGACAAAAUCCGCCUGUACCUCAACUUCGACAUGACCGCCUCCCCCAACUACGCCUACAUGAUCUACGACGGCGACGGCUCAACCUUCAACUUCACCGGCCCCUCCGGCAGCGCCGAGAUCGAGAAACUCUUCCAGAAAUACUACGAGGACCGCAGGACGGCACACAUCCCCAGCGAGUUCGACGGGCGCUCCGACUACGACGCCUUCAUCUCCGUCAGCAUUCCCGCCGGCGGCAUCUUCACGGGCGCCGAGGGCAUCAAGACGCAGGAACAGGCCAAGAUGUUCGGCGGCACCGCCGGCAUCGCGUAUGACUCCAACUACCACGGCGUGGGCGAUGAUGCGAACAACGUGAACAUGAAGGCGUGGAUGAUGAAUACCAAGGGCGCGGCGUAUGCGCUUGCGACCUAUGCGCGCAGCACCAAGAGCCUGCCCCCCAAGGACCCGCCGCCCAAGCAGGCCCGCGCUCUGGGCACUGGAGGCGUGAAGCCGUUCAAUGGCAAGUGUGAUGAUAUCCACGGCCAUGGCAGGAGGUGUACCUAUUAA
This is a messenger RNA of Blastomyces gilchristii SLH14081, 1482 nucleotides long. RefSeq names its product aminopeptidase. Gene Ontology annotation, molecular function: metalloexopeptidase activity; aminopeptidase activity. NCBI's taxonomy places the organism in Eukaryota, Fungi, Ascomycota, Eurotiomycetes, Onygenales, Ajellomycetaceae. The record is from RefSeq and is a predicted model, not a curated record. The transcript is spliced from 6 exons. Bases 1 to 1482 code for a protein of 493 amino acids. Gene Ontology annotation, biological process: proteolysis.